Varroa destructor (honeybee mite) is the source of this 6184-nucleotide messenger RNA. RefSeq names its product O-GlcNAcase (gene Oga). NCBI's taxonomy places the organism in Eukaryota, Metazoa, Arthropoda, Arachnida, Mesostigmata, Varroidae. Gene Ontology annotation, biological process: glycoprotein metabolic process. The record is from RefSeq and is a predicted model, not a curated record. Gene Ontology annotation, molecular function: beta-N-acetylglucosaminidase activity.
UAUCCGUCCAAUAGCAGCUGAUUAUCUGUCGUUGUUGCGCAGCCCUGGCCGUCCUGCCGGUACCGUUUGGCUGUACCCGUUCGUAUUUAAUUAGGAAUCACAUGUACAGCUGUCCUCUCAGCUAUUAUUUCCCUUGUAGUUACUAUUUCUAGUUUAGCUGGUCAUGAAUUAUUACUGAAUACAGAGAACACUCGUCGUCGAAAGAACACAUUUUUUCCAUUUUAUAUGUGAUAUUGUAGCAAACUUUUUAUUGUAGCGUAAUCUGCGGCAGAGUUCUUGUGAAACAACGCUGCGCUCUCCGACGACGAACAUCGCCUUCGCGAACUUCAGGCUUCGCUACUGCCCAAACGGGUGAAUUGUCGUCGAUAGCAGAAUUGCCUAGCACCUAUAGCCGAACAAAGAUACUUGGUGCUCUUAAUAUCCAUUAAGCGUCAAGCAUAGUUUACUGCCCUAGGAUCGUGGUUCUAGUCAAGCGUUUCGCAGUGAUUGAUGUGCUCGUGAGCUCUCGCAGCACUGCCGAACGGGAAGAAAGAUCAAAAAAAAAGGGCCGAGUUGAGCAAGUGAAGGCGUUAAAUUCGGGGUAUUUAAAUUCCUAGGGAGAGCACCAUAGGCAUCCAGAUACGAGUCUCGUGGCAAAGUUUGCCUUGAUGCAAUUUAAUUCCACGAUCUGUUUCAUUGCAUUGUUGUAGUGCGCCACUUGCCUGUGUGAUAUUGUGAAUCCGUACGCAUUAACAGUGUUAUUGCUUCACAAGCAAGCAAACAAGCGACCGAGUGUGUUUUUUUAGAAACCAAAAAGAAAUUUUUUGAUGACUGAUUAAAGCUAUAAGCUGAGACACGCGCAACGCGUAAAUGAGGCUCGAGUAUCUAUUUGGUUAUUUGCGUACCUGCUGGAGUAUAGAGGCAAGGGAAAAAAAUCGUGGCGUCUUUUUAUGAUUAUACAUAGUUGCAACAGCUUCAUCUUUACAGAGCUACAAACCAUUUACGAUACUACGUCAUCUACAUUUGGACAAACGAAAGACAAAUCAAGACAUUGAACAGGAACAAAACGAGGUCAAUUAAAAGCGCUGCAUGUAGCGCCGUUCUAAGGCGCGGAAACAUAGUUAUCUCGAAAUAGUGCCGUCCUGCCAUCCAUAUUGUAUGUUAUAGAAGUGAAGUAUCGUGGUUUUACCGUUGUCAUCAAACCACCUACCACAGGUUCUAACCAUAGGCGCCCACAUUAAGAGCAAUAGCAAAGAAAAAUCUAGUGCAAGAAGGCGCAGCAACCCGAAGGGCAAACAUUCGCAAAUGACAUGUGUUGGAACUCUGCUAAGUAGAAAGUAAGGAACGAACCAAAAACAGGUGCCUUUUGUUUUAUUAAUCUCUGACAUUUUGAGACGCUUGAUUACAUUAUUAGUCUAGACAGCUUUGCUGGUCCUACUUGUCAACUGCCAUUGAUUGCUACGAGAUGCCUCAGGAGAAUGGUGGAUCGGACGCGGACGCCAAAUUCAUCUGCGGUGUGGUGGAAGGGUUCUACGGGAGACCAUGGACUUCCGAACAAAGAAAGGAUUUAUUCAUCAAGAUGCGAUGUUGGCAGCUAAACACGUUUAUGUAUGCGCCAAAAGAUGAUGCAAAACAUCGUGCGCAGUGGCGAGAACCGUAUACAGUCGAAGAGGCCGAGGAGCUACAAGGACUCAUAGCGGCCUCAAAAGAAAACGGAAUAGAUUUCUACUAUGCUAUUUCGCCAGGCCUAGAUAUUAUCUACAGCAACGCCAAAGAAGUGGCCACGCUUAAGAGAAAACUCGAGCAGAUUGCAUCGUUUGGAGUGACGGCUUUUGCGAUUCUUUUCGAUGAUAUAGAACCGGAGAUUGGCGCUGCCGAUAAGGAAGUGUUUGAGACGUUCGCGCAGGCCCAGGUGGCUAUAACGAACGAAAUGUACCAGGCGUUAGGUCAACCAAAAUUUAUCUUCUGCCCUACAGAAUACUGUGCGUCUCGGGCUGUGCCUAACGUGCAAAACUCCGAGUAUUUAUCGACAAUUGGCCAGAAACUGUUACAAGGCAUCGAUAUAAUGUGGACGGGGAACAAAGUGAUCUCAAAGAACAUCACUCUUAAAUCUAUUCAGGAACUACAAGACAUCCUCCGUCGUUCGCCUUUAAUUUGGGACAAUCUCCACGCGAACGAUUACGACCACAAACGGGUGUUCCUUGGUCCUUAUUCAGGUCGCUCAACGCGUCUUAUUCCACACCUACGAGGAGUCCUUACAAAUCCAAAUUGCGAAUAUGAAGCGAACUUUAUCGCUAUCCAUACUCUUGCUCAAUGGAGCCGAUGCACGUCGGACGCGUGUAAAAGUGUGGAUGAUAGUUCAUCGUGCGAGAGCGUUGAUAGCUGUGGUUCAAUAUCUUGUCCUGGAGGGGCAUCAUGUUUGGGAAGUACUCGAGGCACCCUUUCCGCGGCUUCACCACUGCCUGUGGAUUUUCCCGAGGAUGAGGUGCCAUCUCGACUACCUGCUCAUUCAUACCAUCCUCGACGAGCUCUGCAGGAAGCUAUCCAAGAAUGGCUACCUGAGUUCAACAAUACAACAAAGAGCGCUUAUGGACGGGUGAUUAACACAGAUACUUUGCUACCUCCAAACACAACCACCGCCUCAACAACAGCAACAAACAUAGAAGUUACGAGUUCUGGUGAAGUUCUAGCGCCGCCAUUGAGCUCGGAGUUGGUAAGCACCUUAGUGAGUGGAUCAGCGACGACGGUAUCUGGAACGGGAUCAUCUGGUGGUGCAAAGCCAGCAAUUGCAAGCAACCUUCUCGAACCUAUGGACUGUAAUCCUACGCCGCCGCGAAGUGUUAGUCCUUCAAGGGUUGAUGACGGAACUGUAGAAGACGAGCCAGUUGAAGCUCCAGCGGCGAAUGAAUUGCCCGUGGGGGUUGAUGAGGUCGAAACCAAGGCUGUUGAAGAGGAAAUGCAGACAGAAGAAGUCCCAUUACCCCCAUCGGCGGCCAAUGGAUCGGAAGACCCCGGUGAGUCGUCAAAAUCUCGAGGCGGUCCAAUUGAUUCGUCAGAAGUUGGCCUUCUGGUGGAUCUAUUCUAUUUGCCGUUUGAACACGGUCGACAAGGGAUAGAGUUCCUGCAGGAUUUUGCGUGGCUUAAAGGAAACGCGCACUAUGUCGCAACAAAACGCAACGACACCGAACUGGACGAGUGGUACCGUCGGGCUACAAAAUUCGAUCAGAUGACGCAGCGUGUCAAUCAACUGUCGGAGAAACUUAUGUUUAUUCCUAAUCGGUCGUUGCUCUAUGAUCUCAACCCGUACGUUUGGGACAUAAAAGGAGUAAUCUCUUUAAUUAAUGCUUACAUUAAAUGGAUCGGCUAUUCGAAAGGUUACGGCAAGCAAGCAUUCCUACCUGGUGAACAGGAACCUUGGGUCUUUCGUGGUGGGCUAACAGCAGAACUUCAACGAUUGCUUCCGCUCGACACAGUGCAUGAUCUGUUUCUCUACAAAGCACCAGAUACUCCAAUUAACAAAACGUACACAAUUCGGCCAUACCUAGCUUCAGAUGAAAGAGCCGUGUACGAAGUCUGUUCUCGAACGUGUAUUGAUGGCGAAGACGGAACUAUGGAAUUUGAGGGGUAUCCCGACCUUAUCGGGGACAAGACAAUUGGGGGCUUUUUGGCCCUUUCAAGUGAGUUUAGCUUUGUUAUGGAGGACGAAAACCGAGUCGUAGGAUAUGCCUUAGCUGCUGUUAAUGCAGCAGAGUUCUUUAAGCGUUUAGACAUCGCCUGGACUUCCGAGCUCAAAGAGAAGUACCCUUUGCCCACAGUAGAAGCCAGUGAAAUAAAAGAAAACGCUGUCAAGGAUCAAACCAACCAAAUUACCAGAGCGGACGAAAUUAUUAACGGGUUACAUUCGCCGUCAUCGCCUACGUGGACCACGUACCCCGCCUACCCUUCGCUGCUGGUUAUGGCACUGCUUCCGCAGAUUGAUGACGGAUCACUCGCAAAACGUCUGCUAGCCUGUGCGAUCGCCGCUUUAAAAGCUAACGGCAGUCACGGCGCUCAUGUCAAGCUUAAUGCAGCCGACCACAACAUGAUAAAUUUUUACGCGCGACUUGGGUUCCAGGAAAUCUGCCGGGAGGAUAAUGACGAAACGGUCGUUCUUGGUCGAAUGUUCUGAUCGCUAAGUAUGAAUAGCUCGAACGCAAGUAAAAAAAGAAGAAACAUUUAGCAGAGCUACAUUUAAGAACUGACUCCAAAUAUAAUGGUAGAUUUUCUGCUCCUUACUGUCUCACCAUGUUCCAUCCUUGUUUCUUAAUGACACGGAGUAGGACAGGCUGACGCAAAAUGACACGUAAUGCAACUGACUCCCGAGCAUGGAGAACCUAUCACAUUAGCUCGAAAUAAGCACGAAGGUGUCAAUAACAUAUUCAUAUAAUCUUCCAUCGUGCUGGAUGUGGAGUUUAAUCGCAUUUCAGAAGGUCUCUAAUUUAAGCCUCAAUUUUCAUAAAUCGGGUGUUAUCUUAUUGAGAUGAGUAAACAAAAUACAAUUUAGUGAAUUUAUUGACGAGAAACAUAGCUGCCAGCACUCUCGAAUACAAGCUAGUUGACAGUCUUAGAUUUCAGUUUAAGCACGCCUUUAGGGUUUACUUUUGGUGGGUAAAUGGUCACAGCUAUUCUAAUAGAAAUCAUUGUCAGGUUUGAGCCGCAUAAUUUUUAUACUGACACAAAAAUCUCGAGUUGCUACAGCGCGAAUUUAUUCCUUUCAGUGAAUAUAGUUUGCUUCGGAAAACAAUCUUCGAAGUCGUGAAAAGUGCGAAGCACAGUCAAAUAUAUAGUAAUUGUUCAUCUAUUUCUUAAAUGUAAACUUAAUUUCAUCUCGUUAGUCUAUUGUCCAUUGUUAAGUAGCGUGUUUGGUUGAUGCUGGUGUGUUUGUAUAAAAACUAUGGACUGUUAGCGUGUGUGAAUGGUUUAGGCAACUUCAAAGUUUUUCCAAAGUUGUGAUUGUCACUACACCACAAAUUAAAGCAUAGGACGAACUAAUUAUCGAAGAAUAAUGCCAGCAAGCGUGUAGGCUUCUUGAUAAAAUUAGUGAUUUAUGCAGUUUAUAUAAAUACUUCCAAGAGAAUACAGCCUAUAGUUUUUUUUUUAGUGACUACAUAUAUAUAUGUAAUAUGUCAACCGACUAUCCGUUCGGCCCCUUAAAAUAAAGGUCCGCACAAGGUUGGUAUAAGAAAAAUGUACUCUUUUAGAUUCGACCUAGUGCUGCAUGAUCUACAUUGCGAUUCUAUGCCAUGUUAGUAAAAACGAUCCCGAGAUCUUUUGUUUUCAAUUAUUGUACGUCAGACAGUGUCAAAUCAGAAACAGCGCCCUCCAGUAAAUACUAAACCUUCAAAUCGAAGUAUAUUCUUCUAAAUAGAAUAAAUUAAACCCUUUUUUGAAUAUCAAUUAAAACUACACAGCCAAAUGUGUUACAAAUAGAUUUUUAAUAGGAAGUAACAGGUGGUAGAUACGAAGCUAAGAUGCAGAGACUGCAUCACUGUACAUGGCAUCCCGAUAUCUUUAAAAUUAGAUUAAUUUAAAAAAAAAUGAAAAGCGUGCAACAAAAAGCUUGUACGGUGCGACACCAAAAAAUCUUUUUGAAUAUGUUUGUUAUUACCAUUAUUGAUAUUAUUAAUUGUCCAAUCCUCCAUAUUAUUUGUUUGCUUCUCUCUGAGGGAUAUGUUGUAACGCAACGUGUGUGUAGACUUCAUCUGUGAAUAUUCUGUAUGUUCCUGAAAGAUGCGAAAGCUCGUUGAGUAGACGAGAACAAUGGUACAAAUGAUGGGACAAAGUGCAUUGUUUGCAGUGUAAUUAAAUGCUAGUACCACCAGCAGAACGGCCAGUGUAAAAAUAGACCGUUGCAUAAAAGAUGAUGCAUGAUUAAAUUAAUAGCCAAAAUAGAUAUAUAAUAGCUAUAAGUGACGGAACUAAACUAUCUUGGGAUAGAAAAUUGCACUGUAAAGAAAUAUCCAUGUAAACCAAUGGUUUGCAUUCGUAACCUGGGCACUAAAAGGGCAUAACCUCAUGUACAAACAUCUUGCGAUAUCGAAGGUCAAUAGAAAGUAAAUGACUGGGUUAGCAUGGAACUAGAAAUAAAUGUGUGUUUGUAAAGAUUUACUGUCUAAAUCGGGUCCUUUUUUUGUAGAACUAAAGAAUUUGAUAAAAUGGUUGUUAU